Molecule: messenger RNA, 1957 nt
Organism: Vigna angularis (adzuki bean)
Lineage: Eukaryota; Viridiplantae; Streptophyta; Magnoliopsida; Fabales; Fabaceae
Product: CBL-interacting serine/threonine-protein kinase 12
Exons: 1
Coding region: 115-1644 (509 amino acids)
Biological process (GO): signal transduction; protein phosphorylation
Molecular function (GO): ATP binding; protein kinase activity
Source: RefSeq, a predicted model, not a curated record
CAUGAAAUGCAAGGAAUUUAAUAAUAGAGAGCAGAACAAAGACUUGAGAGCUUCAAUGGAGGUCCAUCACUAGAAAACACUUCCAUUGUUUUGGCGAUAGGAUCAACGAACACCAUGGCAGAGCUCACUCCGAAGAAGGAAAAUCCCAACCUUCUGCUGGGCCGGUUCGAGCUGGGAAAACUCCUGGGGCACGGAACCUUCGCCAAGGUCCACCAUGCCAGGAACAUCAAAACCGGGGAAGGAGUGGCCAUCAAGAUCAUAAACAAGGAAAAGAUCCUCAAGGGCGGUUUGGUGUCCCACAUCAAGCGCGAGAUCUCCAUCCUCCGCCGCGUCCGCCACCCCAACAUCGUCCAACUCUUCGAAGUCAUGGCCACCAAAACCAAGAUCUACUUCGUCAUGGAGUUCGUGCGCGGCGGCGAGCUCUUCAACAAGGUCGCCAAGGGAAGGUUGAAGGAAGAGGUUGCCAGAAAGUACUUCCAGCAGCUGAUUUCCGCGGUGGAGUUUUGUCAUGCGCGCGGCGUGUUCCACAGGGACAUCAAGCCCGAGAAUUUGUUGCUGGAUGAGGAUGGGAACCUUAAAGUCUCUGACUUCGGACUCAGUGCUGUGUCGGAUCAGAUUAGGCAGGACGGGCUAUUCCACACGUUCUGUGGGACACCUGCGUAUGUUGCUCCUGAGGUUUUGGCGCGGAAAGGGUACGAUGGUGCCAAGGUUGAUAUCUGGUCUUGUGGGGUUGUUUUGUUCGUUUUGAUGGCGGGGUAUUUGCCUUUCCAUGACCGUAAUGUUAUGGCCAUGUAUAAGAAGAUUUACAGGGGUGAGUUUCGGUGUCCCAGGUGGUUCUCUCCUGAACUUACUAGACUUCUCUGUGGGCUUCUUGAUACCAACCCUCAGACCAGGAUUUCUAUUCCUGAAAUCAUGGAAAAUCGGUGGUUCAAGAAGGGUUUCAAGCAGAUAAAGUUCUAUGUGGAGGAUGAUAGAGUUUGUAGUUUUGAUGAUAAGUUGCAGUUGCAGCCCCAUGAUGGUGGUGGGGAUGAUGAUUUUGCAACAUCGGAUUCUGAGGUUGAAAUUAGGAGGAAGAAUAGUCAUAAUGCUUCCUUGCCAAGGCCUGCUAGUUUGAAUGCAUUUGACAUCAUAUCGUUUUCUCAGGGAUUUGAUCUCUCUGGAUUGUUUGAGGAAAAGGGGGAUGAGGCCAGGUUUGUUUCUUCUGCUCCAGUGUCUAAGAUUAUAUCCAAAUUGGAGGAGGUUGCUCAGUUGGUUAGCUUCACGGUGAGGAAGAAAGAUUGCAGGGUGAGCUUGGAGGGCUCUAGAGAAGGCGUGAAGGGUCCUUUGACCAUUGCAGCUGAGAUUUUUGAGUUGACACCUUCCUUGGUGGUUGUGGAGGUGAAGAAAAAGGGAGGGGAUAAGGCAGAGUAUGACAGGUUUUGUAACUCUGAAUUGAGACCCGCGUUGGAGAAUUUGGUUAAGGAGGAAUCUGCUUCUUCGUCUUACCAAUCUACACACAUUGAUUCUGAACUUCAUCAACGAACACUCUCUGACUCUGCCCUUAACAUUCAUUCAGAUAGUGAAAGUUUGUAUCGACAAGACUUGCCUGAAGUAGAAAAAACUAGUAUCCGAAAACAUGGUGAAUCAAUAUUUGAAAUCUCAUAAAAAAAGAUACUAACAUUUAGUAUCUGACUGUCUUUGGGAAGAGAUCGUUUUUUAAGAUUGAAACAUGAGAGAAAAAAAAUGCAUGUUUGUAUUAGCUAAGGUAUCUAGAAGAAUGACAGAUGAUAAUAGGAUACUACUUUUUUCUUGUAAUUUUAGAUUGUGUGCAUGUUUUAUUUUUCUUCUUUUGCCACAAGAAUUGUCCAUCUUCUUUUAGGUUUGCUCCUUGACUGGAGUAUGUCCAAAUGUUGUCCAAAUGUUGUAUUGCAAAGCUAAUUUGAUUUACACACAGUGAAUAAAGAAAUGUAUAUGUUCA